Molecule: messenger RNA, 3096 nt
Organism: Penicillium bovifimosum
Lineage: Eukaryota; Fungi; Ascomycota; Eurotiomycetes; Eurotiales; Aspergillaceae
Exons: 6
Coding region: 1-3096 (1031 amino acids)
Biological process (GO): oligosaccharide metabolic process; protein N-linked glycosylation
Cellular component (GO): endoplasmic reticulum membrane
Molecular function (GO): Glc3Man9GlcNAc2 oligosaccharide glucosidase activity
Source: RefSeq, a predicted model, not a curated record
AUGGUCUUAAUCGACGGGAAAGAGGUGAUCACGGCGGAGGAGAAGCGCCUGAAGGAAGACCGCGAGAGAACGAAGUAUUGGAAGCGUUGGGGACCUUACGUGGCCGAGAGACAAUGGGCUACAGUCAGAGAGGAUUACAGUGAAGAUGGUGAUGCCUGGAGCUACUUCACUCAUGAUCACGCAAGAUCGAGAACGUUCCGCUGGGGUGAGGACGGAAUUGCCGGAGUGUCGGACACCCACGGUCUGCAGAACAUCGCUUUUGCAUUCUGGAAUGGAGAAGACGACUUCUUGAAGGAACGUCUGUUCGGUCUGUCCAACCCUCAGGGUAACCACGGCGAGAGUAUCAAGGAGGCACAUUUCCAUGUCGACAACACCCCGACGCAUUCCUACAUGAAAUUCCUCUACAAAUAUCCCCAGAGGAAGUUCCCAUACCAGGAUCUUAUCGAUGAGAACGCAAAGCGCUCACGGUUGGAGAAAGAGUAUCAGAUUCUGGAUACUGGUAUCUUCGAAGAGAACCGCUACUGGGAUAUCUUCAUCGAGACUGCCAAGGAGGCUGACGACGAGGAAGAGUUGAUCUUCCGUGUUAUUGCGUACAACCGUGGCCCCGAGCCUGCUAAACUACACAUCAUCCCUCAUGUCUGGUUCCGAAACACCUGGGCGUGGGACGAGGAGAAGAAACAGAACAAGCCAUCUAUCAGGAAAGAGGGACCUUUGGCCGCUAAGACAAAACACAGCCAGAUUGGCGAGCGAUAUGUUUCUUUCGCACCAUCGCCUCCCGUUGGAUCCUGCGAUGAGGAUAUCCAGCCUCAGCUGAUGUUCACUGACAACGAGACUAACGACAAGUUGCUUUGGGGCACUGAAAACAAAAACCCUUAUGUCAAGGAUGCAUUCCACCGCCACAUCGUCGAGAAUGAAGAAGGCGCCAUCAACCCAGACAAUGAAGGCACCAAGUUCGCUGCGUGGUAUGCCUUCAACGAUGGCGAGGGAGUUCCUCCCGGCGAAUGUGCCGUCGUCCGUUUCAGAGUGUCCCGCAAAAAGGAAGAAUUCGUUGACGAAGAAGUCCUGGACGACGUGAUUGAACAGCGCCGCGCCGAGGCUGAUGACUUCUACUACCAUCUCAACCCCCUCCCAAUGAGCGACGACCUCCGCAACAUCCAGCGUCAGGCAUUCUCCGGGAUGAUGUGGUGCAAGCAGUACUACAACUUCAUCUGGGACCAAUGGGCCAACGGUGAUCCAGGUGAGAUUCCUCCUCCGCCAGGCCGAAAAGGAAUCCGUAAUCAGGAAUGGCGUCAUCUCUACAUUGACGACAUCUUGUCGAUGCCUGAUUCUUGGGAAUAUCCAUUCUUCGCUGCAUGGGACACUGCUUUCCACUGUAUCCCUCUGGCCAUGAUGGACCCCGAUUUCGCAAAGAAGCAACUUGACCUGCUCACCCGUGAGUGGUACAUGCACCCGAACGGUCAGCUGCCUGCGUACGAGUGGAACUUCGGCGAUGUAAACCCUCCCGUGCACGCAUGGGCUGUGUUCCGCACAUUCAAGAUUGAGCGUAAGAUGUACGGACGACAGGAUUUGGACUUCUUGGAACGCGUCUUCCAAAAACUGCUGCUCAACUUCACUUGGUGGGUGAACCGCAAGGACUCUGGCGGCAAGAAUGUGUUCGAAGGUGGCUUCUUGGGACUUGACAAUAUCGGUCUGUUCAACCGCUCUGAGCCGUUACCCACCGGUGGUGUGCUUGAGCAAGCUGACAGCACUGGUUGGAUGGCUUUCUACUGCCUGACAAUGCUUAACAUUGCCUUGGAAUUGGCCAAGCACCGUCGCACAUACGAAGAUAUUGCCUCCAAAUUCUUCGAGCACUUCCUGCUCAUCAGUGAUGCAAUGACCUUCCGUUCCGGCGAUGACGCCGUCCAGUCGCUCUGGAAUGAAGAAGACAGCUUCUACUACGAUGCCAUCUCCUAUGGCGGACCAUGGACGCAGCAGCUGCCCAUCAGGUCCCUUGUUGGUCUGAUCCCCCUCUAUGCGGUGCUUACCCUGGAGCCUGAGAUCAUCAACAAGUUCCCCUCGUUCAAGCGACGAGUGGACUGGUUCAUUGAGAACAAGGCCGACGUGGCCGAGCGCAACAUUGCCAGUAUGAAGACCCGCGGCAAAGACGACCGACUCCUGUUGGCACUUGUCAGCAAAGACCGUCUCAUCAAGAUUCUGGAGCGUAUGCUCGAUGAGACCGAGUUCCUCUCCGAGCACGGUAUCCGCUCCAUGUCUAAGUAUCACGAAGAUCAUCCGUAUUCCAUGGAGGUCAAUGGCCAAACAUUCAAGGUUGGCUACGUGCCAGGCGACUCAGACUCCGCCCUCUUCGGCGGCAACAGUAACUGGCGUGGACCCAUCUGGCUCUGCGUCAACUUCCUGCUCGUCGAGUCACUCCUUCGCUUCUACAUGUUCUACGGCGACUCGCUCCAAGUCGAGUGCCCGAAGGGCUCCGGCGACUUUAUGCACCUGGGCCACGUAGCAGAGGAACUGCAGCACCGCAUGCAGCAUCUCUUCGCCCGCAACGACGAAGGCCGCCGCGCCGUGAACGCAGGAUCCGACCUCCUCGACUUUGAUGAGCACUGGAAGGACAACCUCUGGUUCCACGAGUUCUUCGACGGCGACACCGGACGCGGACUAGGCACAUCGCAUCAGUGCGGCUGGACCGGGCUGAUCGCAAAGAUCAUCCAUGACACCGGCCUCAGCUGCCGUCUGCCACAGACACCUCGCUCGCCGUUCGCCGCGGCCUCGCACUACUUUGACGACAUCUUCUCGCGGUCCGGCAGACCGCGCGGCUCCGACCGCCCAUCUGUCCGUCGCUCCUCAACUACGCGCUCGAUCGGCAACCGCAGUGACUUCUACUCUGGCGAAGCCACGCCCGCUCCACUGGAAGAUGGCGAUGAGAGUUGGGGUGCCAGUCGUGCAAGCAGCCGUCGCGGUAGCACUACUCAUGACGCCGACGAGCAUGUGAACCAUUACGUGGCGAGCCAGCUGCAGCGUGUGCGCAGUUCUGCUUCAAUUGCUGCGUAUGAGGAUGAGUUUGAGACGAGGGCUAACGAGGAUAGAAAGAAUGACUCAUGA